AUGUCCCGCGCUCGCCACUCGUCCCGCGACAUCGAGUUCGACCUUCCCGGAGCGCUCGACGACAUGGCGGGCCUCGCCUCGAAGGCUGCGAUCGGACAUGGUGCACGAGACGUCGAGGUUUUCGGCAAUGGCCGUCAGGGACGUCCCGCCGAGCGCCAGUCCUGCGACGUGCAGCCGCCGCCUGCGGCCAGCAAGAAGGACACCGUGGUUAUUAUAUCGACCAACAACCCAGGCAGGCUCAUGCUCUUUGCCGCCCUCAACCCAAAGCUCGGCGAGGUGAUCGACUGGAAGACGCCCGCCGAUUACGGCGGCUUUGGCGGCGACGAGCUGCGCCUGUUCGAGUCGGACGUCAUCCUGUCGUACGUCGCCGACAAGUACGCUCCGCUGCUCGAGAACGACUGCCGCGGCCCGACGGUCGAGGCUCGCGCGCUGAGCGCCCUCCUCGUCCGCGCCGUCUUCUACAAGGCUGCGAUGCCGGGCCCGGAGCGGGCCGCUCGCCUCAAGGACCUCCUCAAGCAGCUCGAUCUUGUCGAGUCGCUGCUGCGGCCCGCGGGGCCCUACUGUGUCGGCGACGCGAUCUCCUUCGCCGACGUCGUCCUCUACCCGACCGUCGCCAUGAUGCAGGACCAGGCCGCCGCUUCGCUCGUGGGGUCCGUCACCGAGGGCCGUCCAAAGCUGGCGGCGUGGCUGGCGCACUGCAACGCCGACCCGCGCUUCCGUGGCGUCGCCGAUAAGAUCAAGGCCUUCGUCGACACCUUCCUGGGCAAGGCCGUCGCCGGCAUCACCGCCAAAGGGUGCGGAUAA
Molecule: messenger RNA, 804 nt
Organism: Emiliania huxleyi CCMP1516
Lineage: Eukaryota; Haptophyta; Isochrysidales; Noelaerhabdaceae
Exons: 4
Coding region: 1-804 (267 amino acids)
Source: RefSeq, a predicted model, not a curated record